CCACACGCUCCCCGAGGCAGGGGCACACCACACUUGCCUGCACAGCACUGCUCGGCUCGACCACCCGGCCCCCGGCCCCCGACCCCUCCAUGUUCACCACCACCCCCAGUUAAAAUACCAGUCACCCGCUCGCCCCGUAUCGUCCACCUCAAAGGGGAGACAACCCAAGUUAAAACCCCAAGAAACCUUCGUCGACGCUUCGUCUCCUGUAGUCCUGUGGGAGGGAGAGAGAGAUGGAGAGGUGCGGGAGCUGGGAGUGCGACGCGGCGGCGCAGGCGGCCGCGCAGAAGGCGGUGCCGGCGCCGUUCCUGACCAAGACGUACCAGCUGGUGGACGACCCGGCCACGGACCACAUCGUUUCCUGGGGGGACGACCGGGUGUCCACGUUCGUCGUCUGGCGCCCGCCGGAGUUCGCGCGCGACAUACUCCCCAACUACUUCAAGCAUAACAACUUCUCCUCCUUCGUCCGCCAGCUCAACACCUACGGUUUUCGGAAGGUCGUCCCGGAGCGGUGGGAGUUCGCGAACGAGUUCUUCAGGAAGGGGGAGAAGCAGCUGCUCUGCGAGAUCCACCGGCGCAAGACGUCGUCCGCGUCCCCGUCGUCGGCGUCGCCUCCGCCGUUCUUCGGGGCGCCGCACUUCCCCCUGUUCCACCCCGGCGCCCCGCACCACCAGUUCGUGGGGGACGACGGGCUUAUGGCGGCGCACGGCAUGGGCGUCGCGUUCCCGCACCCGCAUUGUCGGGAGCCGCACGCCGCUGCGCCGGUGGCCACGCGGCUCCUGGCGUUGGGCGGUCCAACGCCAUCGCCGUCGCCUGCCACCAUGGUCGGCGGCGCGGGGCGCGCGGCUAAUGCGGCGGUGCUGAUGGAGAACGAGCGGUUGCGGCGCAGCAACACGGCGCUGCUGCAGGAGCUGGCGCACAUGCGGAAGCUCUACAACGACAUCAUCUACUUCGUGCAGAACCACGUGCGCCCCGUGGCGCCCAGCCCAGCCGCGGCCGCAUUCCUGCAGGGCCUCGGCCUGCAGGCGCGCAAGAAGCCCGCCGCCGUGGCCACCGGGCUCAACAACUCCGGCGGCAGCACCACGUCCAGCAGCUCGCUCACCAUCGCCGAGGAGCCGUCCCCUCCGCCGCAGCAGAUCGACAAGAGCGGCGGAGAGGCAGGCAGCAGCUGCGCCACCCGCUCUGCCGCGCCCACCAUGCUGUUCGGCGUUCACCUAUGCGCCGCCGCGAGCGGCGCGGGCACCAAGAGACCGCCUUCCCGGGAGGACCAGCCGCCCACGUCGCCUGCCACGAAGCCGCGCCUGGCGCUCGAGAACACCGACCUAAGCCUGAGCGUCGCGGCGCCGUCCGGCGCCUCGUCUCCAGCUAGCACUAGUUAGUCAGCUAGCUCACUCACUCGCCUAGCGCCUAAGCAUGCAGCGGCGGGGCGACUGUUUUGUUGUUCUAGUUCGACCGUUUUGUUGUUCUAGUUCGACGUGUUCCGUUUCCACUGGUAGAUCAGUUAGUUCUUUUGUUGCUGUCUUUUGCUUAGGGUUCUACUAAUUGCACUACUGUGCCAAGCAAGCACUCAGAACUAGUGCCCUCAUGCGGAGAGCUAAUCCAAGCCAUCCAAGUUUUUGUACAGAAGUAUGUAACGCAUGCAGUAGCUCUGAUGAGUCCAGAGCGAACAAUCUUUUGG
Molecule: messenger RNA, 1678 nt
Organism: Phragmites australis (common reed)
Lineage: Eukaryota; Viridiplantae; Streptophyta; Magnoliopsida; Poales; Poaceae
Product: heat stress transcription factor B-4c-like
Exons: 2
Coding region: 234-1379 (381 amino acids)
Biological process (GO): regulation of transcription by RNA polymerase II
Cellular component (GO): nucleus
Molecular function (GO): DNA-binding transcription factor activity; RNA polymerase II cis-regulatory region sequence-specific DNA binding
Source: RefSeq, a predicted model, not a curated record